This is a messenger RNA of Ilex paraguariensis (yerba mate), 1329 nucleotides long. The record is from the annotation of a GenBank genome assembly. Lineage: Eukaryota; Viridiplantae; Streptophyta; Magnoliopsida; Aquifoliales; Aquifoliaceae.
UGACAAAAACCGUAAAGCUAAAAGCUUAACCGGUUAUCACCCAAACAUGGCCGUUGACUGGUCGGAUCUCCGACCAGAAUUGCUCGAAACUAUCGCCAGAAAACUCACAGUCCUCGGCGAUUACAUCCGAUUCCGAGCCGUCUGUGUCAAUUGGGGAUCGUCAACCCCAAAAACCCCAAAGCACCUUCCUUGCCAACUCCCAUGGCUCAUGCUCCCUCAUAACCGGUACAGCCUAAGUAGCUGUCGAGCAUUGUAUAGCCUCACCGACAACAAGGUCUAUGCCCUCAAUCUUCCCGAAGCCUCUCACCGCCGUCGCCUAUGCGGUUCAUCGCACGGUUGGCUCAUAAUCCUCGAAGAAUCACCGGCUAUUUUCAUUAUAAAUCUCCUAACAAGAGCUAAGAUUAAUCUUCUUCCGUUGUCGGCGUUUCCGAAUGUCAUUGACUUCAAUUUCUCCGAUGUGGGCCGUGAAUAUAAGCUUCGUGAUCCUGAUGGUGAUGUCUAUACUCGAAAUUUAAAGGAAAUGCGCGAUUCCUUUGUGAAAAAGAUGAUCCUUUCUUCGAGUCCUCUGAAUGAUUCAAAUUACAUUGCUGUGGCGAUACUUAAUCAAACAGGUGAUCUUGCUUACCUUAACAAUGGUGAACCAUUUUGGAGAUUUAUACAUGAAGCGCAUUCAUAUUGCGAGGAUGUUAUUUAUUACAAUGGGCUGUUCUAUGCUGUGAACAAAUUUGGAGGCAUUGCGGUUUGUGAUUUACAGGGUGAUUCACCUAGGGUUUCAUUUAUUGAUACACCAAGACAUACCGUUGGGGAUAUGGAAUAUUUGGUGAAUUGGAUGGAUGAAUUAUUAUUGGUAACGCGAUAUUUAGAACUUGAAUUUGAUGUUUACCUUGAUAUUGCAUAUAAGACAAGCGAAUUUCGAGUGUUUAGGCUGGAUUUGAGUGGACCUAAGUGGGAGAGGGUGACAAGUUUGGGUGAUCGGGUGUUGUUUUUGGGGGAAAGUUUAUCCUUGGUGUUGUUGUCUUCUGAUUUUCCCGGAUGUAAAGGGAAUUGUAUCUAUUUUGCAGAUGAUUACUCGGAGGCUAAUUAUGAUGGUGGUAGUGGGGAUCAUGAUUUGGGUGUUUACUACUUGGAAGAUGGUAGUAUUGAAGCAUUGCUGGGUUUUCCUCGCAAUUCACAGACUGGAUUUCUUUGUUCUCCACCAAUUUGGGUUUCUCCCAAUUUGUGUUAAGCGUGUAAGUGCAAUUGUUUAAAUUGCUGUAUUUUUAAGCUUUAAUGUGCCUAUUUUCACCUGCCAGAUUCUGUAAAUAAUUAAAUACACAUAAGUUGUACCAU